This is a messenger RNA of Vicia villosa (hairy vetch), 1695 nucleotides long. RefSeq names its product equilibrative nucleotide transporter 3-like. The transcript has 9 exons. Bases 317 to 1549 code for a protein of 410 amino acids. Lineage: Eukaryota; Viridiplantae; Streptophyta; Magnoliopsida; Fabales; Fabaceae. Gene Ontology annotation, cellular component: plasma membrane. Gene Ontology annotation, molecular function: nucleoside transmembrane transporter activity. The record is from RefSeq and is a predicted model, not a curated record. Gene Ontology annotation, biological process: nucleoside transmembrane transport.
ACGGAGAGACCGGUUCUUACCCUUUUCCUAUCCACUGAAUGUCAAAACGAUGUAACAAGAAUUCAGAAAUUUGUGUAGCCAAUCAUUUUCACUAGUCUUUCCAGAGUCUUUUUCCCAGACUCUCUCAUAAACAAACUGAAUACAUAGUUACAUACAUACAUAUAUCUUUGACAUUUUACACCACGAUUUGAAAAUUUUUCAUAUCACAUCAAAUAUAUUCCGAUUCCUCUUAAAUAUCGUCCUAGAAUCUCUCUCCCUCAACUGAAUCUCUUUAUCUUGUUUUCUAAGAUUCGUUACCACUGAAUCUGAGGUAGCCAUGGUUGACGGUGAACCUCCACCGCGUCUUCAGGGAAAAUUUACUGCAACAGUGGUUUGUUGGCUUCUUGGCAAUGGAGUUCUUUUCUGUUGGAAUAGUAUGCUCACAAUUCAAGAUUACUAUGUUUCUUUGUUUCCGAAUUACCAUCCCGCUAGAGUUCUUAGUCUUGUAUAUCAACCAUUUGCAUUUGGAACACUAGCAAUACUAGCUUAUAACGAGGCGAAAAUCAAUACAAGGCAGCGGAAUCUAUUCGGAUUCGCGCUCUUUUUCUUCGGCGUUUUGGCUGUGUUAAUUUUGGACUUAGCAACAUCUGGUAAAGGAGGGAUUGGAACUUACAUUGGCAUAUGUAUGGUUAGUGGUGUGUUUGGAAUAGCAGAUGCUAAUGCACAAGGUGGAAUGAUUGGAGAUUUGUCCUACAUGCAUCCGGAACUUCUUCAGUCUUUCCUUGCUGGUGAAGCAGCAUCGGGCGCGCUAACAUCUGCUUUGAGGUUAAUUACCAAAGCUGCAUUUGAUAAUUCUCAGGACGGUCUUCGCAAAGGAGCAAUUCUGUUCUUUUCUAUAUCAACAUUCUUUGUGCUUCUUUGUCUUGUUCUCUAUGGAUUUGUAUUUCCUAAACUACCAAUUGUGAAGUACUACCGAUCAAAAGCAGCGUCUGAAGGGUCAAAAACUGUUUCUUCCGACCUUGCUGCAGCUGGCAUUCAUUCUGAAACCGGAGAAUCAAGACAAUUUGAGCGCAAGGAAAAUAAAGAAUUGUUAAUGGAAAACAUUGAUUAUGCACUUAAUUUGUUUAUGAUAUAUUUGUUGACAUUGUCGAUAUUCCCUGGAUUCUUAACAGAAGAUACCGGAAAACACAGUUUAGGCACAUGGUAUGCUCUUGUUUUAAUUACAAUGUACAAUGUGUGGGAUCUUAUCGGAAGAUACAUUCCGCUGAUUAAAAUCCUGGAUUUGGAGUCGAGAAAGUUGAUCACUACCGCGUGCAUUUCUCGAUUCUUACUUAUUCCUGCAUUUUAUUUCACUGCAAAAUAUGGUACUCAGGGUUGGAUGAUAUUGUUGACAUCUUUCUUGGGAUUAUCUAAUGGUUACCUUACUGUUUGUGUUCUCACUGCUGCACCCAAAGGUUACAAGGGACCUGAACAAAAUGCCUUGGGAAAUCUGUUGGUAUUGUUUCUUCUUGGAGGUAUUUUUGCUGGGGUGACACUUGACUGGUUGUGGUUAAUAGGCAAAGGAUGGUGAGAUGAGAAGUGAGAUCUUGAUCAAGAUAAUUCCAGUUUUGGUCAAUUUUAUCACAAUUCUUUGAGGUUCUUGCUAACUCAUGCCACUUAUUGUAACCAAUUAUAAUUAAUUAACAAUCUUAUGUUACAUUCUAAUCUUUGGUGCUC